Prosopis cineraria is the source of this 559-nucleotide messenger RNA. Its product is annotated as heavy metal-associated isoprenylated plant protein 45. NCBI's taxonomy places the organism in Eukaryota, Viridiplantae, Streptophyta, Magnoliopsida, Fabales, Fabaceae. The transcript is spliced from 3 exons. Bases 65 to 511 code for a protein of 148 amino acids. The record is from RefSeq and is a predicted model, not a curated record. Gene Ontology annotation, molecular function: metal ion binding.
AGCUCUUCGUUUCUACUUCAUCGAUCACGAAAGCAUUUUCAGAGUCUCUAGAACUGCAAGUAACAUGUUUGGUUGGGAAUUUGGGAAGAGCACACUUCCUAAUGCUCUGUCUAUUGUGGAACUGAAGGUGCACAUGGACUGUGAAGGGUGUGAAAGAAGGAUUAGAAGAGCAAUCUCCAAACUAGAUGGUGUGGAUAGCUUGGAGAUAGAGAUGGAGAAACAGAAGGUGACAGUGACAGGGUACGUGGAGAAGAGGAAAGUGUUAAAGGUGGUGAGAAGAACAGGAAGGAAGGCAGAAUACUGGCCAUUUCCAUACGACAGUGAAUACUAUCCAUAUGCGUCUGAGUACUUGCAUGAAUCUACCUUCACUUCUUCCUAUAACUAUUACAUGCAUGGUGACAAUGAGAGCGUUCAUGGCUAUUUUCCAGACCAAGCAUACUCCACUGUCCCCGAUGGAACUGUUGCCCUCUUUAGCGACGACAACGUUCGUUCAUAUUGCUCCAUCAUGUGAACCAAACUGCUCUCUUUCUAUUCACUGAUGACAUGUAAAACUCAGCAG